Molecule: messenger RNA, 909 nt
Organism: Prunus armeniaca (apricot)
Lineage: Eukaryota; Viridiplantae; Streptophyta; Magnoliopsida; Rosales; Rosaceae
Source: the annotation of a GenBank genome assembly
AUGCCUGAUGAUCACCCACUGUGUGUUCCUCCAAACCUUGGUCCUGGAACUAAGGGCCAGAAUUGUGUUUAUGGGUUGUUCUACUAUGAUCGCAGUUCCACUUACGGCCCCUUCGGAUUUGAUGCGUUCACAUUUUUAUCUGAUCAAGGGCAACUAGCUAUCCCUAAUGUGGCAUUUGGGUGGGGACUCUUCAAUAAGGUGAACUUCAAUGACUAUUUUCAUGGUCAUGAUAAUCCAAUUGGAGGGAUUUUGGGGUUAGGAAGGGGUCACCCCAUUGGUAUUCUACAACAACUAAACCAAAUCACCCUUCGAAGAUUUUCGUAUUGCCUUCCACCACAAUUUGAGGCCCAAUCAUUGCUACAUUUUGGUGAGGAUGCACAAAUUGGAGGUCCCAGUCUUGGUAGCACACCGAUUUUGGGCGGUCCAGAUGACUAUUAUUUCACGAAACUGGAUGCUAUAAGUUUUAAUGGACAACGUCUCCAAAUCGAUCCAAGUUUGUUCAUGGCAGGUGGAAAAGGAAUGGCAGUUGAUUCAGGAUCACCAUAUAGCCAUAUCGUGGCAGAGGCAUUCAAGGUCUUGAAACAAGCUGUGGUGGAUUACUUCCAUAACAUGUAUGGAUGGCAACCCAUGACGCAGAAAAGCAAGACUGAUUUUGAUCUUUGCUACCAGAAUAUCCCUACUGUCUUUACUUCACCAUCGGUGACACUUCAUUUCGAAGGAGCUGACUUUGUGCUGCAUAAACCCACACUAUUCCAGGCCUUUGAACAUCACAAUGAGUUUUGCAUGACCAUUUUGUCAAUGGACCAAAGUGAUGGUCUAAACAUUCUGGGCGCGGCUCAGCAGGUCAACUAUAGGUUCUUGUUCGAUAUCGCUGCGCUGAGGUUGUCGUUUUCUCCAGAGAAUUGUUGA